Puccinia triticina is the source of this 1392-nucleotide messenger RNA. RefSeq lists its product as uncharacterized. The transcript has 8 exons. Gene Ontology annotation, cellular component: transcription factor TFIIH holo complex; transcription factor TFIIH core complex. The record is from RefSeq and is a predicted model, not a curated record. Gene Ontology annotation, biological process: DNA-templated transcription; regulation of transcription by RNA polymerase II; nucleotide-excision repair. The coding region runs from base 1 to 1392 and encodes 463 amino acids. Lineage: Eukaryota; Fungi; Basidiomycota; Pucciniomycetes; Pucciniales; Pucciniaceae. Gene Ontology annotation, molecular function: zinc ion binding.
AUGGCUCGACCGGAAGACACCGAAUCGGAAGAAGACCCGGAUGGCGAUUGGAUACCCGGCACGGCAGCAAGGGCAGACCGAAAAGCGAAAGGAGCUCAGACAGAUCGGGCCAAGGCUGCCGGCCCGCAGAAGAAGCACAAGAAGAAAGCAACAGCCUACGCCAGCAAAGACGGAGAAGGAUACUCCUGGGAGGAAGAAUACAAGCGGAGUUGGGACAUUCUGAGGGAAGACGAAUCUGGCAGUCUCGAAAGUGCGGUCAACCAACUGAUUGCAAACAAACGCCGGAGAGUCAUACGUGAUACCACUUCGAUUCAACGCGGGAUCAUCAGGCAUCUCUGUUUGAUAAUAGAUGUUUCGCUCGCCAUGACCGAUCGCGACCUUCGUCCGAACCGACUGGAUAUGUCGCUUAAUUAUGCCCAGGAAUUCGUCACAGAGUUCUUCGAUCAGAAUCCAAUCAGUCAAUUAUGUAUCCUCAUCACGAAGGACGCAAUUGCCGAAAGGUUGAGUGGUUUAUCAGGAAAUCCAUUGGAUCAUCAUAAAGCACUCAGCAAUAAAGCGAAAUUGACUCCUUCUGGAGAACCUUCAUUACAAAAUUCAUUAGAGAUGGCUCGAGCUAGUCUGGCACAUUUACCAUCACAUGGCUCAAGGGAAGUACUCGUAAUCUUUGGCUCACUUACUACUUGUGAUCCAGAUGAUAUCAAUAAAACCCUUGAAAACUUAGAGAAAGAUCGAAUGAGAGUCUCCAUGGUCGGUCUAGCUGCAGAGGUCAGAAUUUGUAAGGAGAUUUGUAAACGCACACAAGGUCACUAUGGCGUGAUAUUGAAUGAACAUCAUUUCAAAGAACUGUUGUUUGAGGCGAUUUCACCUCCACCGAUCGCGAAGUCGGCGUCGAACGGACCGAAAACGCAGAGCUCAAGUCUCAUCCAAAUGGGCUUCCCAAAUAAGAUCACCCAUGACGAACACCAAGUCGAUGCAUCGAGCCAUUCGUUCUGUGCAUGCCAUUCGAAGCUCCAGUCGACCGGCUUUAUCUGCCCUCGCUGUGGAUCUAAAAACUGCGAAAUCCCUACAAACUGUUCUGUCUGUGGUUUGACCAUCGUCAGCUCGCCUCAUCUGGCUAGAAGUUAUCGACAUCUAUUUCCCGUCAGCAAUUGGAUUGAAAAGAACGCUAAUUCUCUCCCAGAUCAAACUUUGAAAUGCUUUGGUUGCGACAAAGAAAUGCAAAUGAACAAACAGCCCCCGGCCAAUGAUAAAAGUAAUGGUGAUCCGGUUAAUGCCGCCAAAGCUAACAAUCCUUCAAUGAAUGUAUAUCAUUGUCCCCGAUGUAAAAAUAUGUUUUGUUACGAGUGCGAUGUUUAUCAUGAACAACUUGGCUUAUGUCCUGGUUGCUGUUAA